AUGAUGAGAUUUUAUAAAAAAGUUGUGAUAAAGGCUGAUGAGAGUACAAAGGAAAAUAUUUUAAAGUUUUAUGCUUAUGAUGAUGAUGCUGGAGUUCAUGAUAAAAGUUGCUAUCAAAUUCUUGAAAUUAAUAUGGAAUUUCUAGUUUUAACUCAACAACAAAAUGAAGGAAACUUUCACGUGCUAUGA
Clunio marinus is the source of this 189-nucleotide messenger RNA. The record is from the annotation of a GenBank genome assembly. NCBI's taxonomy places the organism in Eukaryota, Metazoa, Arthropoda, Insecta, Diptera, Chironomidae.